Molecule: messenger RNA, 468 nt
Organism: Pygocentrus nattereri (red-bellied piranha)
Lineage: Eukaryota; Metazoa; Chordata; Actinopteri; Characiformes; Serrasalmidae
Product: tubulin beta chain-like
Exons: 2
Coding region: 1-468 (155 amino acids)
Biological process (GO): microtubule cytoskeleton organization; mitotic cell cycle
Cellular component (GO): cytoplasm; microtubule
Molecular function (GO): GTPase activity; GTP binding; structural constituent of cytoskeleton
Source: RefSeq, a predicted model, not a curated record
AUGGACAAGAACAAAACUAAAUUCGACUACCCAACAGUGGCCGAUGUCUUCCAUGGCCGUAUGUCCAUGAAGAAAGUGGAUGAGAAGAUGCUCAAUGCCCAGAACAAGAACAGCAGCUACUUUGUCGAGUGGAUCCCCGACAAUGUCAAGACAGCCAUCUGUGACGUCCCACCCCGAGGCCUGAAGAUGGCCAUCACCUUCAUUACCAAAAGCACAGCCAUCCAAGAGCUGUUCAGGACCUUCUCUGAGCAGUUCACUGCCAUGUUCCACUGCAAAGCCUUCCUCCAAUGGAACAAGAUGGAGUUCACAGACGCUGAAAGCAACACGAGUGAACUGGUGUCCGAGUACCAGCAAUUCGAAUUCAUUAAGAAUACACUGGGAAAAAAUGAGCUUAACCUGAUAUUGAGACAGUUUUAUGGAUCCACGUUUUGCCUGCUCAACACGUCCUCAAACGCAGUGCAUGUGUGA